This is a messenger RNA of Gavialis gangeticus (Gharial), 3223 nucleotides long. RefSeq names its product tubulointerstitial nephritis antigen like 1 (gene TINAGL1). NCBI's taxonomy places the organism in Eukaryota, Metazoa, Chordata, Crocodylia, Gavialidae. Gene Ontology annotation, biological process: proteolysis. Gene Ontology annotation, molecular function: peptidase inhibitor activity; cysteine-type peptidase activity. Gene Ontology annotation, cellular component: lysosome. Bases 1 to 1404 code for a protein of 467 amino acids. The transcript has 11 exons. The record is from RefSeq and is a predicted model, not a curated record.
AUGAGGCUGCUCCGAGGUCUCACGCUCCUGCUGCUCUUGGCGGCGGCAGAGGGGCGCGAGGGGCGCAAGGGGCGCGCGCGGCGGGAGCUGGCGCCCGGCCUGCACGAGCAGGGUAUCCGCGACGCCGGCGGGUCGUACUGCGAGAGCAAGGAUGCGUGCUGCCACGGGCGGGACGACGGCUGCACCGUGCCCUACCUGGACACCAUCUGCUACUGCGACCUCUUCUGCAACCGCACCGUGUCCGACUGCUGCCCCGACUUCUGGGAGUACUGCCUGGGCAUCGAGCCGCCCUUUGCCGUGCAGAAAGUGUGCGUCCGUGGUGGACACAAGUACCCGGUUGGAGCCACGUACAGAGAGAACUGCAACCUCUGCACCUGCGGCUCCAAUGGCCGGUGGGACUGUGAGGACCUUGCCUGCCUCAUGGACGGCAGGAUGAUUGAGGCCGUCAACAGAGCGGAUUACGGGUGGAAAGCCGCCAACUACAGCCGCUUCUGGGGGAUGACACUGGACGAGGGCAUCCGCUACCGCCUGGGCACCAUCCGCCCCUCCACCACCGUCAUGAACAUGAACGAGCUGCAUAUGAGCAUGGACACCAACGAGGUGCUCCCCAGCUCUUUCAACGCAGCCCACAAGUGGCCCGGGUUGAUCCAUGAGCCGCUGGACCAGGGCAAUUGUGCUGGCUCCUGGGCCUUUUCCACAGCAGCCGUGGCUUCGGACAGGAUCUCCAUCCACUCCAUGGGGCACAUGGCGCCCGCCCUGUCUCCUCAGAACCUGAUCUCCUGCGACACCCGCAACCAGCGGGGCUGCAGCGGGGGCCGGGUCGACGGGGCCUGGUGGUACCUGCGCCGGAGGGGGGUGGUGAGCGAGGAGUGCUACCCCUUCACCAGCCAGGAGAAGGACAGCCCCCCCGCGGGCCGGCCCUGCAUGAUGCACAGUCGCUCCACGGGCAGAGGGAAGAGACAAGCCACCCAGCACUGCCCAAACCCCUACACCCACUCCAACAACAUCUAUCAGUCCACCCCUGCCUACCGCCUGGCUUCCAGUGAGAAGGAUAUCAUGAAGGAGAUGAUGGAGAAUGGCCCUGUACAAGCCAUCAUGGAAGUGCAUGAGGAUUUCUUCAUGUAUAAGAGUGGCAUCUAUCGGCACACGCCUGUAGCAGCCAGGAAGCCAGAGCACCACCGCAGACACGGCACCCACUCGGUCAAGCUCACAGGGUGGGGAGAAGAGCGGAUGCCUGAUGGGCGCAGCCAGAAGUACUGGAUCGCUGCCAACUCCUGGGGCAAGGACUGGGGAGAGGACGGCUACUUCCGCAUCACACGAGGCAGCAACGAGUGCGAAAUCGAGACCUUCGUGGUGGGCGUGUGGGGCCGGGUCAGCAUGGAGGACAUGCACCACCGCAAGUGAGGCCCCUCCACCCGCCGCCCCGGUGCUCUCCACACUGUGAUCUGGCCCUGGCACCCGGCACCCGCGGCAGGCUCUGGCUUCUCCUGGGGACCCUAGAGGAGAUGGGUGUGUGAGACCCAGCCGCUGCCCGGCACCCCCUCGGCACCAGGGCAGGCUGCAGGAGGUCUUGGUCUGCAAAGGUUUGGGAAGGUCCCUUAAGGCUCAUGGAGUUGCCCCCAAGGAAAAUGGCUUCAUAGCACAGGCCUCCCCUGUCCUGGGGGCAGCCUCUAACUAGGCCCCUGAGGGAGACAGGAUGGGACCCCCCCAACCACCCGCUAUGGACCUCAUCCGUGAGGCUCGGGCUUACGCUUAUCCCACGGGUGUUUGUGUCCCUGCCCACCCCCAGCUCCUUAUGGGCACAAAGCUCCUACCUGGGCUGCCCCUCACCCCAACUCUGCCAUGCCCCCCAUUGCUAGGCUCUUCCCAGAGGCACCUCUGAGCAUUAGGUGGCCCUUGAGUCCCCACCCUUUGGAGCCAAGCCUGUAGCUAACCCCUUUGCCUCUGCGUGGGCAGACACUGCUCCCCGCUGCGGUGGUUGGUGACACAGAGAUGGGCCCUUUGCCCCCGAGACCGGGUGGCACAGCCUGUCAGGAGCCUCCGGGGAGCAGCUCUGCCUCUACCUUGCAACCCCAUGAGCCCAUCCUGGGGCCUUCCACAGCCCACUCCAGCCUCCCUGGGGUGCUAGCACCCAGAUACCCCCCUGUGCCCCUUCAGAGCCCCCAGCCCUGCAUCUCAUCCCACGCUAGUCUCCUUUGGUCCCGGGGGUUUUGCUGACACCGAAGCUGCUGUGCGCUGGCCCGGAGAUGAUAUGUGUUGAGAGCAGGAAAAUGCAUCCCAGCCUGGCUUUCUCUUUUAACCCCGGCACCCAGCUUUGUUCAUGACACCAGGGUCUUAACGGUCUAAUCCCGGCCUGGCUAAACAGAGCAUUGUUGGGAGCCUUACGCUGUUCAAAUGCUUUAGCCUAAUGCCGCGGCUGGCUUGGUCAGCUUCACGGCCUCAGUCUAAACAUUCGGCCGCCUCCAUUCAUGUCAAAGCAGCAGAGGGAUCAGCAACCCAGCCCUGCCUUCCACACCAUGGGAGCGGCAGAGCUGGGGGUGCAGCUAGAACUGCUGACUCCAGCACCCGGGGUCACGUGGAGCCGGGCGCCACUCCGAUGGAGAGCAGGGGGCAAAAGAGGUGCUGGCAUCUCUGCCAAAGCCAGCCAUUAACUCACUGGCCUCAGGAGCCCUUGAAACAAUGCAGCUGCCAAGCACAUGCAAACACUCCUUGUGCAAAGGUGUGCAUGCUGCCCGCACACCUUUGCACAGAGACAGUAGCAUGGCAUCAGCGUGCUCCUCUAGUAGGUCCCACACUCCCCAGCCCGCCGCUUGCCAGGAUAACCGAGGAGUCAACAGGGUUGGCCUUGCCUGGAUGGUGCUAAUGCUCCUGGGCAGAAAAUCGUCUUGUCCCGGGGCCUCAAUUCAGGAUGUCGGCCUCCUGUUGAAGCCAGUGGCUGAGCCUUCUCCCCAGCUGGUGCAUCCUAGUCUCUAUUUCCCUUUGCAAUGCUCUGUUGUGCUCCUAGGCAGCGUGGGAGGUGGCAAGAGAUCUGUCCUGCUCCAGGUGGGCCGUGCCUGGCUGAGAGAAGUUGCACUGGCCAGGCUUUGAGUCAGUCUGUAGGCAAAGAGGAACGGAGAGAGCAAGCUACCUACCUACCUGCCUAUCCAGAGGGCUUGUAUUUUAAGGUUCUUUUGUAUUUAUUGUGCUUUUUAUUAUUUGUAAAUAAAUGGAAGGAAGCCUCGUC